Pichia membranifaciens NRRL Y-2026 is the source of this 990-nucleotide messenger RNA. RefSeq lists its product as hypothetical. NCBI's taxonomy places the organism in Eukaryota, Fungi, Ascomycota, Pichiomycetes, Pichiales, Pichiaceae. The transcript has a single exon. Gene Ontology annotation, biological process: isopentenyl diphosphate biosynthetic process; isoprenoid biosynthetic process. The record is from RefSeq and is a predicted model, not a curated record. Gene Ontology annotation, molecular function: isopentenyl-diphosphate delta-isomerase activity. Bases 50 to 892 code for a protein of 280 amino acids. Gene Ontology annotation, cellular component: cytoplasm.
CUCAGUGCGUGGGACCCAGUGCCAACAAGAGGUAAGAUAAUCUACACAGAUGCAGUUAUCCAAGUACCAUGAGCUUGUCAAGUCGCUCACGGACGAACAAAUCUUUGAGAAAUUCUCUGAAGUGAUUCCGCUCGAGCAAGCUUCGGGAUUGUCGUCCUCCAGAGGCACAUCUGGCGGCGAAGAGGAAGAUGAAGACAGUACUGUGUUUGCAGGCCACGAUGAAGAACAGAUCAAACUGAUGGCCGAAAACUGUAUAGUGCUUGACUACAAUGAUACCCCUAUUGGUUCGGGAACAAAAAAGCUCUGCCAUUUGAUGGAAAACAUCAACAGAGGGCUUCUUCACCGUGCCUUCAGUGUCUUUCUCUUUGACUCGGACAACAACUUGUUGUUGCAGCAGAGAGCCACCGAAAAGAUCACGUUUGCCGACAUGUGGACAAACACGUGCUGCUCACACCCGUUGUGUGUUGAAUCCGAAAUGGGAGCGGACAAGGGCCCUAUAACCAACUUGGACUGCGCAGUUCACGGUGCCAAGGUUGCUGCACAGAGGAAAUUGUUCCACGAGUUAGGCAUACAGGUAGCAGAUGUUCCUUACGAGGAUUUUAAGUUCUUGACUAGAAUUCACUACAUGGCUCCGAGUAACGGUGCUUGGGGGGAACACGAAAUCGACUACAUAUUGAUCAUCAGAGCCAAUGCCGAAGUUCAUGCUAACCCUAAUGAGGUCAGAGACUACAAGUACGUCUCCAAGACCGAACUGAAGCAGAUGUUUGCCGAUCCAAAGCUAGUGUUCACCCCUUGGUUCAAACUCAUCUGCGAAACGUACUUGUUCAAAUGGUGGGACCAGCUUGACAACCUAGAGGAGGUCAAAAGCAAUACCAUCGACCGUAUGUUGUAGGUCUUGUUUUUAGAUUUCACCACUUCUGUAUAAUUCAUUCUCAUCUUCUGUACUGCAACCUAUGCCUAUUAUGUCUCGGAAUAACAAAAAAUAGACGU